Molecule: messenger RNA, 2827 nt
Organism: Phycomyces blakesleeanus NRRL 1555(-)
Lineage: Eukaryota; Fungi; Mucoromycota; Mucoromycetes; Mucorales; Phycomycetaceae
Product: secreted sialophospho protein
Exons: 6
Coding region: 90-2570 (826 amino acids)
Source: RefSeq, a predicted model, not a curated record
CCUUUUUCCACACAUAAUUUCUUCUUCUUCUUCUUUUUCUUUCUCUUUUCUUUGCUUUCAUAUACCUUACCAUUUCCUAAACUUCUGUUAUGAAGUUCUCUAGUCUAGCUCGUCUGUCUACUUCAGCAGCACUCCUUCUCCAAUUAGGCACCUUCGUUCAAGCCAGUCCUUUCUUUCAACCAAACCAUGCAAAUGAUGUUGCUGAUGUCGAUCCUUGUGCAGGAUUCCGAAUCACCUUCCCAACAUCAACAGAUCUUGUCUUUGAAGACAACUCUAAACAUGUUGUCGCAUGGCAAGCACCCGGAUCCCUUGAAAAUAUAGACAUUUCUCUUGUAACAGACGAAUCAAACGAAUUUGUACAAGAAAUUGGCUCCUAUGCUGCAGAACGUGGUGCGUCGGACGAGAAAGCUUUGAGUCUGGGUGACCACCCUACUGGCAAGUACCACUACAAACUUGUGGCCAACUCCGAAGCUUCUACUUGUGAACUUUCUUCGGCUGCUUUCACAGUCAACAAACGUUCAGUGGCUGCUACUGAAGAAUCUCACGAGAAUGCAAUCGAAAACGAUAAGAACUGGACAGAAAUGCUUGACAAGGUCGAUGAUUAUGUUGAAACCAACGGUUCUGACAGCUCGUCCGAAAACCACACUAAUGCUGGGACCAAUCCUUACUUUACCAACGAGGAUCACCGUAACAACCAUCUCAACAGUGACAUUGAUCAACUCCAGUCUGAGAAACACGCCAACAGUCCCUUCUUCACCAACGAAGACCAGCGCACACACAAAAAUGAAGCCCACUGGAAUGCCGAAGGUGGAAACUACUUCACCAACGAAGACAGCCGUACUUCUGUCCACGAAGAUUCCCAAGCUGAUUGGGUUGAACAAACCCCUGACCAUACUGACGACAGUCAGGGCCACUGGAACUCGGAAGAAAUCGAUGUCGAGACUGUUGCCCACCAAGACGCUGCCAACUGGGAGUCUCUAGAUGACGAUCUGGUUGCUGAUCACAGUGACCAGGGCCACUGGAACUCUGAGAUUAUCGAGGAUGUCAAUGCUCCUACCAACGAUUACGAAACUCUUGAUGAUUCUCAUACCAACGGUGCUCACUGGAACGGUGAUGGCCAGGACGUGACUGAAUCUCAUUGGGAUUCCGAAGAGAUCGAUGUAGAGCCCGAGUUUAUCGAAAGUCACCAAAACUUUAUAGAAGGCGAAUGGCAAUCUGAUGACGCUAAUAUCCCUGACCACUCUAACGAAGGUCAUUGGGACUCUGAAGAAAUUGAUGCCGAGAUCCAUAACUUUACUCCUCAUGAAGAUGGAAUUUGGGUCGAAGAAGGUGCCGAUGCUUAUGACAACGAGCACGGUGACAACCAGGGCCACUGGAACUCAGAAGAAAUCGAUGUCGAGACUGUUGCCCACCAAGACGCUGCCAACUGGGAAUCUCUGGAUGAUGAUCUGGUUGCUGAUCACAGUGACCAGGGCCACUGGAACUCUGAGAUUAUCGAGGAUGUCAAUGCUCCUACCAAAGAUUACGAAACUCUUGAUAACGAUUCCCACACCAACGGUGCUCACUGGAAUGGCGAUGGCCAGGACUUGGCCGAGUCCCACUGGGAUUCUGAAGAAAUCAAUGUUGAGCCCAAAUUUGUUGAAACACACCAAGACUUUGUAGAAGGCGAAUGGCAAUCUGAUGAUUCCAAUAUCCCUGACCACUCUAACGAAGGACACUGGAACUCUGAAGAGAUUGAUGCCGAGAUUCAUAACUUUACUCCUCAUGAAGACGGAACCUGGGUCGAGGAUGCCGACUCUUAUGACUAUGAACACAGUGAUGAACAGCCUCACUGGAACUCUGAAGAUAUUGAUGUCGAGUCUGUUGACCAUCAAGAACCUACCAACUGGGAGUCUCUUGACGAUGUAGUUCCUGGUCACAGCGACCAGGGCCACUGGAACUCUGAAGAAAUCGAUGUCGAGACUGUUGCCCACCAAGACGCUGCUAGCUGGGAAUCUCUGGAUGACGAUUUAGUUGCUGACCAUAGUGAUCAGGGCCACUGGAACUCUGAAGUAGUUGAAGAUGUUAACGCUCCUACUAAGUCAUGGACUGAUGCUGACCACACCGAUUCUGUCGAAGCAAAUGGUAGUGGUUGGUCUGAAGACUCUGUAAGCCACAGCGAUGACCAAGGCCACUGGAACUCUGAAGAAAUUGAUGUUAUCGAGGAUGAACUUUCCAGCCUUCAUGAGAACUUGGUUGAAGGCGAGUGGCAAUCAAAUGACAAUAUCCCAGACCACUCCAACGAAGGUACCUGGCACACUGACUCCAUUGAUGUCGACGAAGCUACUCUGGCCGGCUGGUCUGAAGACACCAAGGACGAACAGCAGCACUCUGAUGCAACCCUUACUUCCGUAGUUGAGGAAUUGAGAAACACACAUCAGAACGGCGGUUGGUCUGAAGAUCACAUUAACGAUGCUGGUAACCAGCGCUCUGGUCGUGUAGAAUCAGGUUUUGCUGAUUCCAAACAUGAAAAUGUUCACGCCAACAGUGUUCCUGUCAUGACAGCAGAAGAAUUGAUGACCAACUGGUAGAUCGAAAUCUAGUCAACACAAUUACCAGAACAGCCAUAUUUGGUUUCUUCUUCCUCUCCCCUUGAGUUCUCCUCUCCUCUUUUUUUUUCUUGUUCCCCCUCCCUCCACCCCAACAUCAACAACAACAUCAACAUCAACCAAAAAAAAACAACUCUAUUUUUUAUUAUUAUAUUAUUUUCUGUUUUUUUUAUUAUCUCUUUAUUUUCAUACGCACAAAUCACAAAACCAACAAAGAAUGGGAUUUUUUGAUAAGCACA